This is a messenger RNA of Conger conger (European conger), 6051 nucleotides long. It is a transcript of the gene ptpa, whose product is annotated as protein phosphatase 2 phosphatase activator. NCBI's taxonomy places the organism in Eukaryota, Metazoa, Chordata, Actinopteri, Anguilliformes, Congridae. Gene Ontology annotation, molecular function: peptidyl-prolyl cis-trans isomerase activity; protein tyrosine phosphatase activator activity. The record is from RefSeq and is a predicted model, not a curated record. Gene Ontology annotation, cellular component: nucleus; cytoplasm; protein phosphatase type 2A complex. Bases 206 to 1105 code for a protein of 299 amino acids. Gene Ontology annotation, biological process: mitotic spindle organization. The transcript has 10 exons.
GGCCAGGUAGCGCUCGCAUGUCUGCCUCAGGGGCGGCACCGGCAGCUUGGGCAGGCCUUCUUGGUGGGCCAAGUAACGGCCGGGGAUCUUCGUCACCGACACCGGCUUCACCAAGGUGGACGGCUUCACCAGACAUGUCUUAGCCUGGCAUGCAGGCUCCUCUCCUGAAGAUGACAAUCCACCCCUCCCUGUCACUUUCAACUUCAUGCUGCCCAAGAAAGAGAUCAGUAUGGUGCAAGACAUGGGCAAAUGGAAACGUUCACAGGCCUAUGCGGAUUACAUGGGGUUCGUCCUGACGCUGAACGAGGGGGUGAAGGGGAAGAAGCUGACCUGUGAAUACUCUGUGUCCGAGACUGUAGAGAAGCUCAUCUCACUGCUGGACACACUGGACCGCUGGAUUGACGAGACCCCGCCCGUGGACCAGCCCUCCCGAUUCGGGAACAAGGCCUACAGGACGUGGUAUGCCAAGCUGGACCAGGAGGCAGAGGCCCUGGUGGCUGCAGUCAUCUCCGCAGACUCCAGUGCGGCUGCGCCAGAGAUCGCCGUGUAUCUGAAAGAGUCAGUGGGGAACUCCACCAGGAUAGACUACGGCACAGGCCAUGAAGCUGCGUUCGCUGCCUUCCUGUGCUGUCUGUGUAAGAUCGGGGCUCUCCGAGUGGAAGACCAGCUCGCCAUCGUGUUCAAGGUGUUCGACAGGUAUCUGAUAGUGAUGCGGAAGCUGCAGAAGACGUACCGGAUGGAGCCAGCGGGGAGCCAGGGGGUCUGGGGCCUCGACGACUUCCAGUUCUUACCUUUCAUCUGGGGCAGCUCCCAGCUCAUAGAUCACUCCACCCUGGAGCCCCGGCACUUUGUGGAAGAGAAGCUGGUGAACGAACACCACGUGGACUUCAUGUUCCUCGAGUGCAUCAAGUUCAUUAAUGAGAUGAAGACUGGCCCGUUUGCCGAGCAUUCAAACCAGCUGUGGAACAUCAGCGCCGUGCACACCUGGUCCAAGGUCAACCAGGGACUCAUCCGAAUGUACAAGGCAGAGUGCCUGGAGAAGUUCCCCGUCAUUCAGCACUUCAAGUUUGGCAGCCUGCUCUCCAUUCAGCCCGUAAAGCCCUGAGAGAAGAGACCCCCAUACCCCGCCCCAGGGUACUGACCCCCUUCAUUUAGAAGACCCCUUCACCACUUACAGCUUCCAAAUGCCACGGCCACUCCCGUCUAUUUAUGAACUUUUUAUGUUUUUUUUUGGGGGGGGGGGGGGGGGUGUGUGCUCUUUAUUGACUACACCUUUACAAUACAUAAGAGAGGCAUAAUGGCCAUAUACAGGCAUUCCUUAUGCCUUUUUACAUGCUUGACAGUGCACUUGUUAAUGAUGAUCGGUAAAGUUUGGGGCGAUUGAAAUAAAAUCCAUUGUGUCUACAUUGUACUUCACUGGUUGUAUUUCGGACAGUGGAAAUGAAAUUCUGGCAGUGGGACCUUACACAUUGCGGUGUUUUAGAUGUUUCACCAGUGCUGAUUUACAUUGUGAAGCAUGCAAAAACGCGUGAAAGCCCCUCUAUAUGGUGCUUAUACUGCUCUUUACAGCCAUGUAUGACUUAUGAAGAUACAAUUCAGCAGCCUUACCUUUUUAUUAUUAUUAUUAUUAUUAUUAUUAUUAUUAUUCCUUUUGAAAUUUGUACCCAAAUCCACCCAGACAUUUUUUAUGUUUGAUGUGUGUGUGGUAGAGGAAGUCGGGCAGUGGCAGGAAAACUCCAGUAUCGUAUGCAUAUGUAUACCUGUGUGUCUAUUUAUUGAGUUAGAUAUACAUGUACAGCAAUCCCUCUGUGAGGCAGAGACUCGGAAGGAAAGGCCAUGCUAGAUGAACGCAUUGUAAUGGAGAAGGAAAAAAAACCGCUGGUGUUGUGCUGUUUCCAUUUGUCUCACGUUUUCUGGUGACUACAACUAGUGUAUUGCACGCAUAAAAUGCACUUUGAGAAAUGGGGAGGUAGGGUGUUUGUGACUUACGCGUUCUCCCAUGUCACCCGGUAUUUGAAGCGUGAUUCCCUCGGUCCCUUACUUUCCUGUAAAGCUUCAAAGAUGCAUUUUGCAUGCAGGCUUUUAUUGGUGAAAGUAAAAACUGUUUGUCUUUCAUUUAGUAUUGCCAUUUUUUCAUCAAAUGGACUGCAAAAAUAUAUGAAAUGAUAAACAGUUGCUGAGAAAAAUCAUGGCCUAGCUAAAUUGAGUAGCUGAAAAUCUGAAAGCAAAAUAUUGUUUAGACAAUAUUAGUAAAAUUCCGAUUAUUUUUGUGUCUUGAGUCUUCCGGGUGGUGAAUGUGACAUAUCAGGCCCAAGAACCGGGCAUAUCCGUGGGCUGUCAUUGAGAAAAUGCAAGCAUCUGAGCACAGUACAAGUCUAAUGAUUGUUAGCCUCCUUGAAAGAUUCAUUUGGAUGCUUGAUGUAAUGGUGUGUAUCUUGUGUCGCCUGUGUCUCAUCGAUGCUUCGCUCAUCGUUCUCUUCUCUCGAUGUUUUUGACUUGCCAGCUAAUGCGCUUCAUCCUCUGCUCGUUAAAUACUGGAGGUUCCAGGUUCGGCAAGGUUUUGGGCACCGAGCUAUAUUACAGCACACAGAAUGUCAACUGCCAAAAUAUUGUCUAUGGUCAGCUUUAACUCUUAAAUAGUAGGGUGCUGAGUAUCUGGUGGAUCUAUAGAAUAUGGAGGCUACAAUAAAUUCCCUCACUUGAUCAGGUUUUGAAGUGUAACAUGAAAAAGUAUUUGCCCCCCUUCCUGAUUUCCUCUAUUGCAUGUUUGUCACACUGAAUGGUUUCAGAUCUUCGGACAAAAUGUAAUAUUAGACGAAGGGAACCCGAGUAAACACAAAUGUUUUAAAAAAUACAUUUUUUUUAAUGACUAUUUUAUUGAAUUAAAAAUGUUAACAACACCAAAAUAUGACCCCUGUGAAAAAGUAAUUGAACUGGUUGCACCACCUUUAGCAGCGAUAAUUGCAACCAAAGGCUUCCUAUAAUUUGAUUAUCAGUCUUUCACAUUGCUGUGGAAGAAUUGUAGCCCACUCUUCUUUGCAGGACUACUUUAAUUCAGACAGAUUGGUAGGUUUUUGAGCAUGAAGUGCUGGUUUCAGGUUCUGCCACAGCAUCUCUAUUGGAUUCAAGUGAGGACUUUGACUCGACCGCACCAAAACUUUAAUUUUGUUCUCAGCCAUUCAGAUGUGGACUUUGUGUUUUGGGACCAAUGGGCCUCAUGCAAGAACCACUUGAACGAACAGAUUUGCAUUCACCAACUUUUUCUUAUUUCACAUUUUUUCUUGGGUCAGAACAACAAUUGCAAGUGGUCCCAACCUGUUGUGCUCAUCAUGUAAACACACAUACCAUUAAUUUCCUAUGGAGAGGCUUCUAGUGCAGAACUUUCAAACUAGGAAUUGCAGAUCAAAUAUGAAUCAAGGAAUAAGUGAAAGUUCAUGCAAACAUAUUAUGGUUUGCCAAAAACCAAUGAACCGCAGUCUACCCGAUCAGGUACAGACUAAGUGAUAGAUGUCUCUUCUUCUUAAUCCCAUUGGCCAUCUGUCCGACAGAACCCACCUACAGUACCGUAUAUACUGUAUUAUAACCAGUGGCAGCUGGUGGUGAUACUGGAUGGGAGGGCUAAAAACUAAAAGUCUUAAUGCCUAUCAAUAGCUCACGUUCCACCAUUGCAUUUGAAAAUAUGCCAUUCAAAUAUAUACGCCAUUUGACGAAAGCUUUCAUCCAAAGCACCUUACAAAUACCAUGAGCUCAUACAUUUUUCAGUAUGGCCGGCAUCAGUGAGUGGGAAUUGAAUCCAUAACUGUGGCAGUGUUAGUGCCAUGUACUACAGUGGAGCUACAGGAAUACAAUAUAGGCCCCUAUCCUGUUAGAGCAAUAAAACUGAAACCAAGCCUUGCUGUAGUAGGUGCAUGAAAGAAAAAUCACCAUAACUGAACCGUCAGUAAUGUAGGCUGCCUAAGCACAAUUACACACUGGCUAACGCGAGUCAUGUCUGUUGUUUCAACAUUUGUUUGCACAGCCACAAGUGUUGCCUUUGAUAUUUCAUAAGCAAAUUAUUUUCCAUAAACGGUGAAAAUACAUUCAAGCAUCUCAUUUUGACUUGUUUCUGAUGUGUGACUUAAUGUGUUAGACAAGUGAUUGGCUAGUUCUCUAAAAUAAAAAAAGAGGACUCUGUCUCGAAACAUGCCCUAGUGUAAUGAUGUGGUUCAUCCAACUCAUUGCAGAGAAAAUUUGUGUCCUCCACAAAAUUUAAUGCAAUCCACAAUUCUGGACAGUGAGUGCGUUUUUAUGUCUCUGCACAGAGUUGCGAUUAGCUACCUAAGUCAUGCUGACAAGCUAUGUUAGCUUUACCCAGCGUUGACAGAUUGACACCAUUUCCGUGCUUCCAAAUGUUCUAAUCUGUAAAGCCUUGCUGAGUCCAUGCCGUGUCUACCAUUUUGUUGUUUGUCCUGUUGUCUAAGCUGCACAUUGUUUUGUCUCCAACUCUUUAUUUACAGUUUUUCCUCCAAAUGCAUCUUAGAAAACAGAUGAUUAGCGAAGUAUAUAGUCCACCUUAUUUGUGCCUACCAUUUAAUUAAUUUGCCACUACUCACACACUUUCACUGUGAAGGGGCGUUUCACACAGACCUUUUCACUGUAACGGGCUGAAAAACAAAUCGAGGGGGCGUCACUACGUAAAGUACGUUAUACACUUGACACUGUAAUAUACUGAUAGGGGGCUGAGAAACUAGCCCUGUAGCUCAAAUGUUGGUCAUAUACCUUAUGUUUUUCUUAUGAGAAUUAGAAGGUGAUGUUGUUCUCGGUUUCCCCAUUAUUCAAAUUAAACCACUUCAAUUCUUUCAACGAGACCUACACAAGGGUCAUUUUAAAAAAACAUUUUCCCAAUUAUUUCUUCAAAAGAUAGGGAGGGCAUAGCCCUGUUAGCCCAUUUAUACCAGCCGCUACUGCUUAUAAUGGACAUCUUCUUUUCUGAGAGUUGUCUGAGCUUAGGUGCUUUCACAGAAUCCGAUGUGGCACAUAAGAAUAUGUUCUUGCAUGAGGCCCAACAGCACUUCAGCUUCAGCUCACAGACCGAUGACCAUUCUCCUUCAUCAUUAACAGAGCAGGAGUCAUGGUUCCUUCAAUAAAGGCACUCACCCUGGUCCCAUGGCAGGGAAGCAUCUCCAUGUUUGACUGUUGGUGUGAGGUCCGUACUGUGAAACGCUGUAUUUGCUUUACAGCGGACAAUAAUGGGACCGGUGUCUUCCAAAAGGUUCCACUUUUCACUGUCUGUAGAACAUUAUUGCAAAAGGUUCGGGAAUCAACCAGGUGUUUUUCUGUGACCUCCUGGACGUCUUGUUGCUGCACCCUUGGAGACAUUUUGCCAGCAACCCUGCACUGCUCCUGGGGAGGAUUGUCUCCUGCUUAGUCUAAUCAACUGUAAGUCACUUUGGAUAAAUGCGUCAGCCAAAUGACGUGUAAUGUAAUGUGAAUCUUUUCCCACUCCUGGGAAGAAUCACCACCGUUCCAAGUAUUCUCCAUUGGGAGAUAAUGGCUCUCACUGUGGUUUGGUGGAGGCCCAGAGCCCUAUAAAUGUCUUUCAAGUGGCCUGGUCAAAAUCUCUACUUGAACCCAAUAGCAAUGCUGUGGCAAAACCUGAAACAAGCAGUCCAGGCUUGAAAACCUACUAAUUUGUCUGAAUUAAAGCAGUUCCCACAAAAAAAAAAGUGUGCUAAAAUUUCUCCACAGUGAUGUGAAAGACUGAUAUGAAAAUAUAGGACAUAACUUUUUUCAUUGAAUAAAUGAAAGAAUCAUUAAAAAAAUGUAUUUGUAUAAAAUGUGUUUACUUCUGGAAGUUGGCAAAGUUAUUAUAGACAAAUGUAUAUUUUCUGAAGAAAAUGGCUUAGGCCAACCCUGAGGCUUACAGAAGAGGUAGUCCAAUUAACUAGCUUUUGUCCUGAUAACUCAUUUACCCUCCAUCAGGGUAAUUACUGAGCACAAUUAGUCUGGAAGACUUUCAUUAUUUGCAUUAUUUGGAUAAAAAAGGCUUAAUAAACUUGAGGGAAAAACUAA